AUGGGUCUUUCUCACCACUGGGUCAAGCUUAUAAACCAAUGUGUCUCUACUGUUUCCUACUCUGUUUUCCUCAAUGGUAGUCCUACUGGUUUUUUCAAACCAGAAAGAGGUCUAAGACAGGGUGACCCUCUUUCUCCUUAUCUCCACAUUAUAUGCUCUGAAGCUCUAUCCUCUUACAUUGAUAAUCUUCAGAAAAGGGGUAUUGUAGAGGGUAUUAAGGUUUGUAAAGAUGCCCCUGAAAUGACACAUCUUUUGAAAAUUCCUGAACAUAGGAAAGCUCUUUUGACCAAUAUUUUAGAUAUUCAAAGCAGGGAUCUGGGAGAGAAAUAUCUUGGAACUCCUACUAUUUUUCAAGCUUCUAAAAUCCAAACUCAUAUGGGAAUUCUACAGGCUGUGGAUGCCAGAAUCACUGUCUGGCUUCAUAAGCUUUUAUCACAGGCUGCUAGAACUACCCUUAUUAAACACAUUGGCCAGGCUAUUACUCUCUUCCAAAUGGGUGCCUUUCUUAUCCCUAAACACCUCUGUAAACAGAUGGAUUCUCAUCUCAGUAAGUUCUGGUGGAGGGAAACUUUAGACCCAAAAGAUAGAAAACUGCAUCUGCUUGGUUGGGACAUUCUUUGCUCCCCCAAAGCAAAAAGAGGUUUGGGUUUUAUAAAGGCCGAACUAAACAAUCUUGCCAUGCUAGCUAGGAAUGCUUGGAGAAUUAUUGAAAAUCCUGAUUGCUUGUUAGCUACUGUUCUUAAGGCCAAGUAUUUCCCAAGAACUGAUUUCUUGAAUGCCAAGUGCACUGAUAAAUGA
Messenger RNA from Papaver somniferum (opium poppy), 798 nucleotides. RefSeq lists its product as uncharacterized. The transcript is spliced from 2 exons. Lineage: Eukaryota; Viridiplantae; Streptophyta; Magnoliopsida; Ranunculales; Papaveraceae. Bases 1 to 798 code for a protein of 265 amino acids. The record is from RefSeq and is a predicted model, not a curated record.